Molecule: messenger RNA, 820 nt
Organism: Zea mays
Lineage: Eukaryota; Viridiplantae; Streptophyta; Magnoliopsida; Poales; Poaceae
Gene: CNR2
Product: Cell number regulator 2
Source: RefSeq, marked validated
CUCGGUCUCUCUGGAGUCUGGACUCGCCUCCACGGCUCCACCAUGUAUCCCAAGGCGGCAGACGAAGGUGCGCAGCCGCUGGCCACGGGCAUCCCCUUCAGCGGCGGCGGCGGCUACUACCAGGCGGGCGGCGCGAUGGCGGCGGCGUUCGCGGUGCAGGCGCAGGCGCCCGUCGCCGCCUGGUCCACCGGGCUCUGCAACUGCUUCGACGACUGCCACAACUGCUGCGUGACGUGCGUGUGCCCGUGCAUCACGUUCGGGCAGACCGCGGAGAUCAUCGACCGGGGCUCCACGUCCUGCGGCACCAGCGGGGCGCUGUACGCGCUCGUCAUGCUGCUCACCGGCUGUCAGUGCGUCUACUCCUGCUUCUACCGCGCCAAGAUGCGCGCGCAGUACGGCCUCCAGGUGAGCCCCUGCUCCGACUGCUGCGUGCACUGCUGCUGCCAGUGCUGCGCGCUCUGCCAGGAGUACCGCGAGCUCAAGAAGCGAGGCUUCGACAUGAGCAUAGGAUGGCAUGCGAACAUGGAGAGGCAGGGGCGCGCCGCCGCCGCCGUGCCGCCGCACAUGCAUCCUGGGAUGACCCGCUGACGCUCUGCCGCUCGCCUCACUUCUGCUGAGGAAAUCAAGUGAUUUGGUAUUGGUCCGCUCCCAGCAGGCAGUAUCAACUACUGUAACCAAUCCAUGAUCUGUAUGCGGUAUCGGGCUGAACUGAUACUUUAUGGACUUGUUGCUUCAACUUAGUCCGUAAAACGCUCAAGACCACAUGAAAAUAUGGUCCAUAAAACUUGUUCAAAAAUAGACAUUUUGCACUAUAUUUUAA